AUGGAUAAACAUCCUGGAACGUCCCGAAACACCGGGAACUCUUGGAGAGGUCGACGUCGAGUAAAUCCGGAAAUGGAGAGAAAUAGGAACAAUAAUAAUAGACAGAAUACCAUACAUAACAGAGGGAGAAAAGCAAAUAAUACUGUCGAAAAAUCUCGACAUGUUGGAUUUUUAUUUUUGCAAAGACUCGCAGAACAGAAUAAAAACGAAAUAUUAAUACAGUUCAACAACAACCAAAAUCGUUUCAUUGAAAUGUUGCAAGGCUGCUUCGAAAAUCCAAACAUUUAUUACUUGAUCUUGUCUUUAACAAGUAAAGUGUGUGAUAGUGAUUUCGAUGAAUUAAAAUUACAAUUUCUCCUUGCCGUAUGUAAUACCAAUUUCACAAAGAAUUUAAACAACUAUAUUAUGGAAUUACCCUUUUCUCGGAACAGAGAAGAAAACUCUCUGUAUUGGAACAACCAAACGAAAUUUUGGGAUAAUUUAAUUACAUUCCUAGAAUCAAUUUUUAAAAUUUCACCAUCUACAGCCAUGAGUAGAUGCAGAGUGCUAAUAGAGGGUACUUCGAAAUGUUGUAUUUAUUUGCUAAAGGAAAACCAUACUUUUGAGUUGCCUGAUGAAGAUCAAUUAAGACUUGAAAAAUUGAGACAAUAUGUAACUGAGUAUGAACAAGCCCAAACAUUAAAAAAGGAGAAUGUAACAGCCGGAGAAAUUAUUGAAUAUGGCGAACCAACCACGUCAUUCCGAGAUUUACCAAUAUUUCCAACGGAAGAAGAUAUGACAGUCAGAACACCUUUUCUCCGGCCAAACAUCGUGAAUGGAGCAUACAGUGAUGUAGAGCACUAUUUGGAUGUUCAGUUUAGAUUGCUCAGAGAAGAUUGUUUUGGCCCAAUUCGCGACGGAAUAAUGCAAUACAUUAAUGAUUCGACAAGAAAAAAAUACGACAACAUAAGAUUAUUUCGGAACGUUACCUUUGCCGAGCCCUAUGUAUCAUCUACCGCAUUUGGUACCAUCGUUCAGGUCGAUGCCAAGACGUCGAAUGCCUUCAAAAAAGUGAAUUGGGUCUAUAACAAACGAUUUUUGUUUGGUGCAUUAAUCCUCUUGUCUAAAGAUAAUUGUCAAAACUUUAUUGUGGCAACCGUGUUGGAUCGGGAACCUACGUAUCUUCGGCAAGGAAAGAUCCCUGUUGCUAUUGUACAUUCGAAUACGGAACUUGAUUUUGACAAUAAAGAAAAAUACAUAAUGAUUGAGAGUGACGUUUACUUUGAACCUUAUCAUCAUGUUUUAAAAGUACUAAAGGAUCCCACAUUUGCUGCAGAUUUACCAAUGAAAAAGUAUUUAGUUGACGUUCAGCCUACUUCUAAAGUUCCGAAACAUUUUGAAGGCAGAGAAGAUUACCUUAAUACGAUAUUGGCGUCUUCUGAGACAUGUUUUAAUGAAAGUCAAUUCGAAGCUUUUAAAUUAGCUUUAACACAUGAACUUGCAGUCAUUCAGGGGCCACCAGGCACAGGAAAAACGUAUCUAGGUGUUAAAGUAGCAGAAACAUUAUUAAAAACUCUUAAAACGAGGGGAUGUUUAUUGCUUAUUAUUUGUUACACAAAUCACGCUCUGGACCAGUUUUUAGAAGGUAUUUUAAAGGAAACUCAUUCAAUUGUACGCAUCGGUGGAAGGUCGCGUAUGGAGAAGAUGAAACAGCUCAACCUGAACUGGAUUCGAAGUAACAGUGAAUCGAACUCUACUAAACACAUGUAUUAUACGAAAAGGAACGAACUAAAAGAUAAAGUACGUUCAUUAAAACAAUUGCAACAUAAUAUUUUUUGUCUAGAACAGGGGAUCGUGAAGUUUCAUAUACUAAAACUAGUCAAAAUUAGCCGCGAAAUGUGUCAAAACAUUGAAAAGCGCUAUGACACUAAUAAAAAUUGUGGAGUUUUAGAACAGUGGUUAUUCGAAAAUGUGACCUAUGAUUGGGAUAAACCAUUCACCAUUUCCUUAGACUACAUAAAACAGAAGUUGAGUGAAACUGAGGAGAAGAAGGUUGAGAAGGACGACUACGACCGAAGCAUUGACGACGAAGACACAGAUAUAAAAAUCGAAGAUUUGACUGACAUUUGUGAUUUUACCAUCAAUAAAUGUUAUGCGAAUCUAUUAAGACUACACGAUGAUAUAAACAAAAAACAAAAACUAUAUGAAAUUAAUACGAUUCGCGACAACGUAAUUGUUUUAGAAACGAAGAUUACCAUUUAUAAAGAAAUGAGGACCCGCUGGAAUAACGAUGAAGACAAAACUAACUGUCAAUACUCAAGGGAUCCAACAAGAAUGUCUAUCUAUAGUCGUUGGAAGUUAUAUUUUAGAUGGAUUGAUAUCUUAAAAGAUGAGUUGUUAAAAAAUGUUAAAGUGCUGCAGGAAGAAGCCACGACAGCCAAUACCGCGUAUGAGGAAGCUCGAAUGUUGCACGAUUUAAGCCUUAUACAAAAUAAACGUGUGGUUGGUAUGACUACCACUUGUGCGGCAAGGAUACGAAAGUUUAUCAAGGAGUUGGCCCCGCCAAUUGUAAUCGUUGAAGAAGCUGCUGAAGUGCUGGAGCAGCACAUAAUAGCUUCACUUCAGAAGCAUUGUCAACAUCUUAUACUUAUCGGGGAUCACCAACAGUUGCGACCUUCGGCGGCGCAUAUGGAAUUAGCCAAGAAUUAUAAUAUCGAAGUGUCCCUGUUUGAGCGUUUGAUCAACAACAACAUACACAGUCGCCGCCUCUCCGUUCAACAUCGGAUGCGUCCGGAAAUUGCCGCUCUAAUAUCUCCACAUAUUUACCCUGAUUUGGAAAAUCAUCCUUCAGUUGAAACGUAUGCAAACGUCCGUGGAGUAACUAAGAAUGUCUUUUUCUUCACACACGAACAUCCUGAAGAGAUCUCUGGUGAUAGUACAAGUAAAUUCAACAGUAAAGAAGCGGACAUCAUCCUAAGAUUUGCCAACUAUAUUUUGCAACAGGGUUACCAACCACAGGAUGUUACUAUACUGAGUGCGUACACUGCACAAAUGUUUUAUUUGAAGAAGGGCAAACAGAGCUACCUACACCUUAGAGAUGUCAAUAUAACGGUUGUUGAUAAUUAUCAAGGCGAAGAAUCCAAAAUCAUAAUACUUUCUCUCGUUAGAAACAAUUUGGAUAAUAAAAUUGGCUUUUUAGGCAACGCUAACAGAAUUUGUGUUGCCCUAUCUAGGGCUAAGGAAGGUUUCUACAUAUUCGGAAAUAUAAAUAUGCUGAAGAGGCAGUCUAAGUUGUGGGAAAAUAUUUGUGAAACUUUAGAAGAGAAGAAUUCAGUUGGUGAAAAGCUGAAACUAAAAUGUAGCUUUCACCCAGAGCAAGUAACAAGUAUUACUUCAGAUGAAGACUUCGAUAAAGUACCUGAAGGAGGUUGUCUGCAAAAAUGCAACUUAAACUUAAGUUGCUCGCACACCUGCCCUUUGGUUUGUCACAGUUAUGAUAGGAAUCAUGAAAAGAUACAAUGCAUCGAAAAAUGUGAAAGGAUCCUUUGCGAUUUAAAUCACGUAUGCCCUUUAAACUGUGCAGUCAAAUGCGAUCAAUGUAAAGUCAUAGUAAACAAAUGUUUGCCCUGCGGCCAUAACCAAGAUGCAAUGUGUUUCAUGGAACCAAAUCAAGUGAAAUGCUUAGUGACUAUCACUGUGAAACUGCCCCAUUGUGGACAUGAGGCUCAAAAAGCAUGCUAUGUAAAUAUUACUAGCGUUCUGUGCCCGAUACCUUGUGAAGCACGUUUACAAUGCGGGCACGGAUGCACACGCACCUGCCACGCCAAUGAUCGAGAACAUGAAGAGUUUACAUGCGAAAAGCAAUGCGCAAAAUUGAAAAAGGGCUGCACUUUUGCGUCCGAGGAAGGAAAUCAGGAUCACAAAUGUCAAAAGAAAUGCUACGAAUCUUGUGACGAGUGUAAAGUGGAGGUGACGAAGAAAAGGAAAAGUUGCACGCAUAGUGCACGCAUUCCAUGCAAUGUUGAUGUCGAUGCCACACCAUGCAUGAACAAUUGUGCCCGUUUAUUGCCAUGCAACCACCACUGUAAGAUGAAAUGUCAUGAACCAUGCGGCGGAUGUAAGCAACUUGUAAGGAAACCGCUUGAUUGUGGUCAUCUUGUCCAAGUACCUUGUUCUGCGGACACAACUAAGGAAAGGUGUACGGAAAAGUGCAAACUUUUACUAAAAUGUGGACACCCGUGCCCCAAAAAAUGUGGAGAACCUUGCGUAUCGCAAACUUGUAACGUAUUAUCCAGUCGUGACGUAAAAGGACCCUGUGGCCAUAUCGUGACUUUAACUUGUGGUUUAGCGGAUCUAUGGGAAAAUGGUAUUACAAUUGAAGAUGAAGCUAUUUUAAAAUUAUGUAACAAACCUUGUGACACCAUGUUGGGGUGUGACCAUCCUUGCAAAGGAUCUUGUUCAAAAUGCUGGCAAGGCCGACUACAUGAACCUUGCAGUUCGAAAUGUGAAAAAGAAAUAAUCUGUGGACACUGGUGUAUGGAACCAUGUAAUAUGAUUUGUCCACCCUGCAACAGACCUUGUGAAGUAAGUUGUCCUCAUUCAAAGUGCAAAAACCAGUGCGGAAAACCAUGUGUUGCGUGCAAGGAGGAAUGCGUUCGUCGGUGUAUGCAUGCACAGUGUAACAAGCUAUGUAGCGAUCCGUGUUCGGUACCUCCCUGCUCCGAGCCUUGUCCAUUAAUACAGGCUUGCGGACAUCCGUGCCGGGGCCUCUGUGGUCACCCCUGUCCAGGAGUUUGCAAGGUUUGCAAACCUGACGAGUUCCCUAAGGACUUCCUAGGCGAAGACUACGAUGAUGACGCAAAGCUAAUUUUAGUGGAAGAAUGUUUGCAUAUUUUUGAUGUUGAAGAAUUAGAUUCGUGGAUGUCUAGCAAAUCUGAGAUAAUAGGUAUAAAGUCCUGUCCAAAGUGUCGAAAGCCAAUAUUAAAGAGCUAUCGCUAUAAGGAUCAAAUAAACGAGAUAUUUAAAAACGACAUAAAUCCAAUUAAGAAAAAAUGUUACGGAACGUUCAAGCAAAUCAAGGUAAAGCAGGAUGACCUGGUAACAAAACUGGCAACAUUCCUUGAAGAACACAAGUCUAUUGCAGUGGAGUCGAGCAGCUGGAUGAAGGCAUUUCGUGUUUUGGAAAAGCAUGUAACCAAAAAUAGAACUACUUCCCUAAUAACAAUAGAAAUGAAUGUAAUAUACUUGAACGUUUUAGAGCUCCUUUCAGAAAAGUAUGAACAAUACAAUAUCUUAAAAACUGACAUUCUGAAAAAGGAAUUUAACAACAUUAUCACGACAUUAAGUGAACACCUAGCGCGAAACGUGAGGAAAAUUAGCUAUCAACAACAAAAAGAUAUCCAAAGCGAAUUAAAUCGUAUGCACGUGACACUUCAGUUUUCAAAAUUAUUGAGGGAAUCAGGUUUUGCUUCUUUAAGGAAUAAACCGUCCGUCGCAAAUGAUUAUUACGAUGACGCCAGAAAAGCUAUCUUAGGAUACAAUAGGUUCAACUUGGAAAAUGGUAUGGAUAGUUUAAAAUUACUCCAGGAAGAGCUCAAGGCUACAAGUGUCCUCUCAAGAGAAGAAAAAAACAUGAUCGUUCAAGCUAUCGGCUUGAAAGCCGGACGUUGGUUUAAAUGUCCGAACGGACAUCACUAUUGCAUUGGCGAAUGUGGUGGGGCUAUGGAGAUCGGGACGUGCCCAGAUUGUGGAGCUAAGAUAGGAGGCAGAAGCCAUGUACUCCUGUCGGACAAUACGCAUGACGGCGAAAUGGAUGGCUCAAGUUUUCCUGCUUAUUCAAACGAAAACAAUAUUCUAAAUUAUGCAUUGAACUAA
Molecule: messenger RNA, 5853 nt
Organism: Leptosia nina
Lineage: Eukaryota; Metazoa; Arthropoda; Insecta; Lepidoptera; Pieridae
Source: the annotation of a GenBank genome assembly